GUCUGAUUCUGAACUGAUUCUGAGAUUCAGUUCUUCUUCUUCUUCUUUUCGUUCAUUCUUUGUCUGUGCCUUCCUUCCCUUUGUCACAAAAUGGCGUCUACUGUCAUGGCUGCUGACUCUGCGUCCCAAGCACAGGCUGCUCCGUCCGAGUCGCUGUGGUCGUCCAUUCUGCAGAGCGUGCAGACCUCGUCCGCAGCAGCCUCUCGCAACGGCGCUCUCGACGCCAGCUCAGUGCUCGUCCUCGGUCCCAAGGACGCAGGCAAGUCCACUCUGCUCGCCAGGAUGCGGUUUGACGCAGGCGCGACUACGACGACCACAAAUGCUGCUCAGCUCGUCCGCGAUGGGCUUGGCUUGGAGUACGCGUACGCCGAGGUCAAGGACGAAGACAACGAAGACUUUUCAGCGCAGAUUGGCGUCUGGUCACUCGAUGGCGAUCUCCUGCAACCAAGCACGCUGGCGUCGGCACUCAACGAGAACAAUUUCGCCGGAAUGCUCGCAGUGCUCGCGGUCGAUCUGUCGCAGCCUUGGAGCAUUCUAGAAUCGCUGAAACAAUACACACGCGCCUUAGAGGAGCAUAUUGAGACACUCGUUGGCAUCGAAGACCAAUUGCCAGAGCUGAAAGCAAAGUUGGUCCGUGCAUUCCAAACGUACUCGGAAGGCAAGGCGGUUGCGGAUGGCUCCGAGGCAGUCCUUGCGCCACUGGAGCAUGACGUGCUAUCGCGCAACCUGGGCCUCCCAAUUGUUGUCGUCGCUUGCAAGUCGGAUCUCUUGUCAACACUCGAGCGUGAUUACAACUACAAGGACGAGCAUUAUGACUUUAUUCAGCACCACUUGCGAAAGUUCUGCCUGCGAUAUGGCGCGGCGCUCGUCUACACAUCGGCGAAGGAAUCCAAGAACGUCGAUCUGCUCCGCAAGUACAUUUGCCAUCGUCAGUUUGGCAUGGCUUUCAACCAGUCGGGCUCGAUCGCCGAGAAGGACGCAGUGUUUGUUCCGAUGGGUUGGGACAGCGACGCCAAGAUUAACAUUCUCCUGGACGGUGUUGUUUCGAUCAACGCCAGCGAAAUUUACGAGAGUGUGAUUAAAAAACCACACGCCCGCAAAGCUUUGCAAACUGGAGACGAGGCUGUUGCCAAGGAUGAUCAGGCCUUCCUGCAAGAGCACGCCCCAAAGCUGCUCAAGCUUCGCGAAAAGUUCACUGGCUCGACCAGUUCAACUGUCACGUCCGUUUCCGGAGAAUCAAAGCCAUCCAUCCCAUCAGUCGAUGCUGGUGCUACCGCGGGAUCCACUGCAUCCCCUGGAAAGAGCGCUGCCGGUCGCUCAACACCCGCCGACGGUGCUUCUAACGAAGUCAUCAAGAGCUUCUUUAGCUCAUUGCUCAACCAACCCAAGAAGGCUACUGCGAAAGCAUCCAGCGCCGACGCACCAGAUGCCGCUGCUGUCCCGCGCAAGGAUGUUGAUGCUGCUCUGGAUCAAAUUCGGAACAAGCAACCUUAAAUUGUGUAGUCGAGAACAUGGAGAAGGAGUUUUCCUUUUCUUCUUACUUUUGUUGGCAUCCUGCUGAGCCAGGCCUGUGUUGAUUUUUUUUCUUCUUGCAUUCAUUGUUUCUUGCAUUUGUUUGUAUCUGUUGAGUGUUGAACGUGCUGUGAGAAGUACAGUGAAGCGAUCUUGACCGCUUUUUUUUGCUUCCCCUGUUUUGC
Messenger RNA from Capsaspora owczarzaki ATCC 30864, 1697 nucleotides. RefSeq names its product dynein light intermediate chain. The transcript has 8 exons. Gene Ontology annotation, biological process: microtubule-based movement; microtubule cytoskeleton organization. The record is from RefSeq and is a predicted model, not a curated record. Gene Ontology annotation, molecular function: dynein heavy chain binding. Bases 91 to 1494 code for a protein of 467 amino acids. NCBI's taxonomy places the organism in Eukaryota, Filasterea, Ministeriida, Capsasporidae. Gene Ontology annotation, cellular component: centrosome; cytoplasmic dynein complex.